This is a messenger RNA of Fusarium falciforme, 2844 nucleotides long. Its product is annotated as RNB domain-containing protein. The record is from RefSeq and is a predicted model, not a curated record. Bases 1 to 2844 code for a protein of 947 amino acids. Gene Ontology annotation, molecular function: 3'-5'-RNA exonuclease activity; RNA binding. Gene Ontology annotation, cellular component: P-body; exosome (RNase complex). Gene Ontology annotation, biological process: mRNA catabolic process. NCBI's taxonomy places the organism in Eukaryota, Fungi, Ascomycota, Sordariomycetes, Hypocreales, Nectriaceae. The transcript is spliced from 2 exons.
AUGACUUUUUGGUCCAAGGUGACCAACAGCAACACCCGUCCCCAGUCAACAGGCUCGACAGAGAUGGAUCACUUCAAGUCUGAUACCGCCGGCAUGACCGAGACAGACGAGGCUUUCAACAACGAGGAUGUUGAACUUGCAAUUGUCGGAACCAAGACCAGAACUCCUGGUGAUCUCGUCGAGAUGAAACAACCUGGCUCUAGAACUCCCCUCUUUGGUGUUUACCUGGGAUACUUCGGCAGUCGUCAUCACUUCUACACAAACACGGGCAAAUGGGUCAUCAGUUUGGGAUUUAAUGCCCUCUUCACUAUCUCCAAAUUUGUCCCCGCUGAUGAUUUGAAGCCAAUUCUGGCCUUGAUCCCCAAGGAUGUCACACCCGAUGACUUUGAAGAACUCCGCAGGGAGGACAAGGGCCCUAGCCGUGAAGCCGGUGCUGACCUGAUUCAAAAAAUGCGGGCUUUCACUUUGGAAGCUGACAAGGCAUAUCAAGCCAGCCUCAAUAGCCUGGAUAGAGCAAGGUCUCUGGUGUCGGAUGGCAAGCGGACCAAGUACCUGAGCCUAUUCGAGCUCGCCGACAUUCUCUUACCUCAGUCCCUUAAGAAAGGCAAACGAUUUUCUCCCGCCGCUCUGUACGCCGUCCAUACCGCCCUCUACCGGAACGAUUUCAUCUUCCGGCCUCUCAGCCCAUCUGCGGAUUGUCACCGACGAGAUCAUCUUUUCGAGAUUUUCCCGUAUCAAGAUCUCAUGAUGAUCAACCGCGUUUCACUCAUGGUCCGCGACUAUACCAUGACAAGGGGCAGGAACUUGAAACCUCCCACUGAUGAAGAACUCGCAUGGACAGGGUUCGGUAGCUUUGUUCUCAAAGCAAGGGAAGUUGUUCUCGCCAAUCGCCAGAAGCGAUCCUGGACACCGUACGGGAUCCUCGCCCCUUCGCCAGGGGUAACUAUCGAGACAGCGGAAUGGUCAAGGAAACAGCUGGAUUUCAUACGCUUCUUGGAGUGGUGGGCAAGCUACGACCUCUUUGAAGACUCGUCGCGCUUCCAUGCAGAUGGUUCUCUGAUUCUCCGGGCACUUGACCUCUACGAUAAUGCCACUUUGGAUCAGCGAACCGCCUGGACUUUUCUUCAAGAACUGGGCAUGAUUCCUCCAUGGGAGAUCCCGUCACGCUACAAGGUUCGAUUCCCCGGCGUCAAGAUCGAGGGUGGAGGCGGCCUCCAGAGAGAGGUCCCAGCCCGGCUAGAGGACUCGACACGGCCAGACAUUGCAGAAGGCUCAAGGAGGCAGUGGACUGACGACAUGGUCUUUUGCAUCGACGCUCCUGAGACCAUGCUCAUCGACGAUGGUGUCUCGCUAGAGCGUACAGAGAAACCAGACGAGUUCUGGAUUCAUGUGCAUACAGCCGACCCAGCAUCGGGAAUCAAGCCAAACUCUGAGUUGGGCAAGUUCCUGGAGCUGAUUCCAGAAAACAUUUACCUUCCGGGACACUUCCAGGCCAUGUUGCCGGCUGAUAUCAGUCUGGAUCAGUCAGGAGAUUACAAAUCGGAAAGCCUUGUCGACCAGAACUCCUUGGCUGCCGGUCGACCAGCUCUCACCUUCAGCGCCAGAGUCAACGAAAAGGGGGAUCUUCUCGACUACAAAGUCGAGCCAGGAACCCUUCACAAGGUCACAUAUUUGGAUCCCAAGGACGUUUCCAAGUUUUGUAACGAACCUCCGCCUCCCCCAGCAUCCGACAAGAGUCUUGCCGUUGGACAACUACCGGACAAGGCAAAGACGGUGCCAAACCGGCCCAUGAUGUCGGCAGAAGAUCUGGACGAGAAGAGCAAGGAAGACCUCCUGACGCUCUAUCGCUUGGCUGAGGCGAUCAGAGGAAAGCGCCUUGAGAAGGGAGCGUGGCCCUCGUUUCUGCCCGGCGCCUCUGUCAUGGUUGCCUUUGAGGAUGUACCAAUGAGCCAAACUGCGGGGACAAAGGUCCUGCCCCCGGACCCAUACAUCAAGAUCGGCUACGACUCGUUCAAUGGCGCCUCGGUUGUUUCCAACACCAUGGUUCUGGCUGGUGAGAUCGCGGCUCGGUGGUGCUCUGACCGCAAGAUCCCGGUCCCAUACCGAAGAGAUGUGCACUCGAAGGACAACUUUGAAGCUAUCUAUAACUACGCCACCAAGGAGCUAUAUCCUCCCCUCGAGAGGGGUGUGCAACCAUCGCUGGCGCAGCGUCAGCAGCUCUCACGUCUCACAGGCGGCGUCGAGAUGUCGACCAAGCCCGGGCCAUACUUCAUGCUAGGUCUAGACAUGUACGCCAAAGCCACGUCGCCUCUCCGCCGCUUCUCAGACCUAGUAGUCCACUGGCAGGUUCACGCGGCGCUGGCACACGAGCGGGAGGUGAAGCGGCGGAUUGAUCCCGAGGUGGACGACCUGAACGGCAUUCUCCCGUUCACGGCGGAGACUCUCCCCAACACCAUCAGCCUGCUACACAUGCGGGAGAAGAUGGCGCGGACCGUCUCGCAGGGCACCAAGGAGUGGAUGCUCAUGGCGCUCGUGCGGGCCUGGAAGUUUGAGAACACGAUACCACAGCGGAUGCGCUUCAAGGUCGAGUCCCGGUGGCGACAGGGCGUGCUAGGCAAGCUGGACCUGUUUGACCUGGAUGCCAUCAUGACAGUAGACGGCAUCGAUAAGCUCAUGCUCGUCAAGGAUAUCAAAGUGGGCGAUCAGUUCGACGUUGAACUCUGCGACAUCAACGUCCACUCCCGGCAGAUCUUUGUCAAAGCGCUCAAGCACAACGGCCAGGGUCAGAGCCAGAGCCAGCCGGCGCACUCCCCGGCCGCCUCGGCCCCGGACCCAACCCCGUGA